This is a messenger RNA of Sabethes cyaneus, 2635 nucleotides long. RefSeq names its product solute carrier organic anion transporter family member 4A1 (gene Oatp26F). The record is from RefSeq and is a predicted model, not a curated record. The transcript is spliced from 7 exons. Gene Ontology annotation, biological process: transmembrane transport; sodium-independent organic anion transport. Gene Ontology annotation, molecular function: protein binding. Gene Ontology annotation, cellular component: membrane. The coding region runs from base 102 to 2342 and encodes 746 amino acids. NCBI's taxonomy places the organism in Eukaryota, Metazoa, Arthropoda, Insecta, Diptera, Culicidae.
GUAGCACAUGUUUCAAGUGCCAAGCUCAGGCCUGAAUACUAAUUAGUGUUCGAAGAGACAAGUUUAGCUUCAAUUGCAAAAGUAGAAAAAUACCAGACAACAUGUCAUCGGUAAGCUCGGAUGUUAUAAUUAAGCAUAAUGGGAACGGAACCUCAAUUGUCACGACCUUGACGGAGUUGCCGUCCGAAAGCGGCAGCUCAAACGAAAACAAUACGGCCCUUGCCAAUAAGGAACUGUUUAUCGCGACUGUGGAAGAUGGCAUCAAUACGGAAAAAGGUGCUGGCGCAGUACAGGACCAGGAAUGUGUCUAUUACUGCGGCUGGUUUAAUGUACGGCCACGGUGGAUUCAGAGGUUUAUGACCCCUAAAUGGGCGCUAUUUUGGCUCUGCUGGGCCGGAGCUGUGCAAGGACUAGUCGUCAAUGGUUUCAUCAACGUUGUCAUCACUACGAUCGAACGGCGCUUUGGACUGAGAUCGACGCAAACUGGUCUCGUAGCGAGCGGGUACGACAUCGCGUCCUUCCUGUGCCUGGUGCCGGUGUCUUACUUUGGCGGCCGGCUUGGGGCUUCCAAACCGCGCUGGAUCGGCUGGGGCGUCGCUGUGAUGGGUUUGGGAGCAUUCGUGUUCGCACUGCCGCACUUUUUAGUCGGACAGUAUCGGGCAACCAACUCGGAGCAGAAUGUGUGCCUGGCUACAGCGACCGCCGCCGUCGAACUACUUGCUAACAAUACUACAGCAAAGGCAGCGCGAUUGCUGGGGGAGACUUGUACACUAGACGGAGAAAACCUUGCCGGUACUGGCGGAGAUAACAGUGAAAAUCUUUCCUGGAACGUUUGGUUUUUCUUCACUGCCCAACUAUUACUGGGAGCGGGAGCCUCCCCGUUGUACACCCUUGGUGUUACGUACAUCGAUGAGAACGUAUCUAAGAAAAUGUCAUCUGUUUAUUUAGGAAUCUACUAUACUAUGGCCGUCGUAGGCCCGGCAGCAGGCUACGUCAUCGGAGGACAACUGCUUCUUUUCUACACGGAUAUGUUUGUGGUAGACUCAUCGGCAUUGGGUCUUACACCCCACAGCAAGGUUUGGGUCGGUGCCUGGUGGAUUGGAUUCGUUUUUAUGGCUGCCUUCUGUCUGCUUUUGGCGAUACCGAUACUGGCGUACCCUCGAACUCUGCCCGGUUCGGAAAAGCUGGAGAAAGUUUCCGAGGCGCACAAAGGCGAUGCCGACCAGAACAAGCAAACGUUUACGAAGAUUCGGGAAAUCCCAAAAGCGCUGGUCGCACUGCUAAAGAAUCCGACGUUUUUCUUCCUCAACCUAGCAGGCGCCUCCGAGGGGCUGGUUAUAUCCGGCUUUGCUGUGUUUCUGCCUAAGCUGAUCGAAAACCAGUUCAGUGUGACUGCCGUGUGGUCCGCACUGUUGAUGGGUAUCAUCACGGUGCCAGCUGGCGGCGGAGGAACCUUUCUCGGUGGUUACCUUGUCAAAAAGCUAAACCUCAGCUGCUCGGGAAUCAUUCGCUUCUGUCUGUUCGCAACUGUUUUCGCCGCAUUGUUUACGAUCUGUUUCUUUCUGUCUUGUCCGAAUCUUACCUUUGCCGGCGUUACGACACCCUAUUUCCCCCAGGAAAAUCUGCACACGCCGGUGGCACGAUCGACUGAAUUGUUUGUACUGCCGAAAACACUGGAUAAUGCGUGCAACAGCAAAUGCUCGUGCAGCAAAAUGAACUACGAACCGAUUUGCGGUGCAGAUGGGGUUAUGUACUAUUCUCCCUGCCACGCGGGAUGCACUGCCGAGGUGAAUCUCGAAAAUACGAAAGUCUACAAGGAGUGUUCCUGCAUUAAUGCCACGUUCGGAUCGGAUGAACCGUACCGGAGCUAUGAAGCGGUGAACACGAUGUGCGAAUCAAAAUGCGACCUCCUGUGGGUGUUCGUUGUGCUGUGCUUCCUGGUGAUGUUUUUCACCUUUUUGGCCACGAUGCCGGCUCUCUCCGCCACGCUGCGCUGUGUUCACGACGACCAGCGUUCAUUCGCGCUCGGAAUACAGUGGAUCAAGGUGCGGGUGCUGGGCACGAUUCCGGCACCGAUGAUUUUCGGCCGGCUAAUAGACGAAACGUGCAUCCUGUGGCAGGAGUCGUGCGAUGACCACGGUGCUUGUUUAGUGUACGAUAAUGCAUUUAUGAGCAAGUAUAUGCUACUAUUGGCGCUGGUUGGAAAAGCGUGCUCAAUUAUAUUUUUCUUUGGUGCUUGGUUUUACUACAUUCCUCCGAAGGCUACACACAACGGUACUGAUAAGGACUCGUGUAAAAAGCAACAGGUUAACGGAGAGUCGAAACACGUGGAAAAAUACUGAAUACCUAACGGUUGAUAGAUUCUCUCUGCUUGUUUAUCUGCUCAAAUUGCGAUGUCGUGAAUGUAUGCGUGUCUAAUAUUCAUUAACAAACAAACAUCGGUUCCAGUCAUUCCAGUUCAUUAGCCAGUAGGUGAUAUAUUUGUAGCAAUAUCUACUAUUUUGUAUGUAGUAAAACUAAGCGGUAAAAUAACAAGAAACUCAUUUACAUUAUAAGAAAUGUGUGAUUAAAUAGGGUAAAGUAGAUAUUUAUUAUUCCGCUUCAAUCGAAGAAAUAAGUUGUUUCGACUCGAAUA